AUGUGGAUCUCAGGCAGGUGGAAACCCCCUGAUAAUGAGGAAGAAGCCAUAAAGAUCCAGGCCUGGUGGCGGGGUACCCUGGUGCGCCGGACGCUUUUGCACGCAGCCCUCAGAGCCUGGGUCAUUCAGUGUUGGUGGAGGCAGACGCUGGCGAGGCUGCUGACCACCAGGCGGCAAGCGGCGCUGAAGAAUCACGCAUGGCAAGAAUGGGCAGCGGUCAAGGUGCAGGCCUGGUUCCGCAUGUGGCGCAUCCGCAGGCGUUACUGCCGCUUGCUCAAAGCUGUCCGCAUUAUCCAGGCCUAUUGGCGGUGGCGUAAUUGCCACACCCGUGGCUAUUUCCAGGGCAGCUAUGAACUCACAGCAACCCAGCUGCAACUUGAGCUUGAAAUUCUUCUAGGCUCACUGAUUUGUCGAAUUACAGACUCCAUACCCUUCCCAAUAAAGAACUGA
Orycteropus afer afer is the source of this 450-nucleotide messenger RNA. Its product is annotated as IQ domain-containing protein F1-like. Gene Ontology annotation, molecular function: calmodulin binding. NCBI's taxonomy places the organism in Eukaryota, Metazoa, Chordata, Mammalia, Tubulidentata, Orycteropodidae. Bases 1 to 450 code for a protein of 149 amino acids. The record is from RefSeq and is a predicted model, not a curated record. The transcript is spliced from 2 exons.